Drosophila ficusphila is the source of this 543-nucleotide messenger RNA. Its product is annotated as lysozyme X. The record is from RefSeq and is a predicted model, not a curated record. The transcript has a single exon. Bases 16 to 468 code for a protein of 150 amino acids. Lineage: Eukaryota; Metazoa; Arthropoda; Insecta; Diptera; Drosophilidae. Gene Ontology annotation, molecular function: lysozyme activity.
CCUAUUCGCAUCGGAAUGAGAGCUGCUCUGGUGAUUUGUGUACUGGCUGUGGCCAUUUCGGUUACCCUGGCCCGCACCAUGGAUAGGUGUUCCCUGGCCAGGGAGAUGUACAGGCUCGGAGUGCCCAAGAGUCAGUUGGCCAGGUGGACCUGCAUUGCCCGGCACGAGAGUGACUAUCGCACCCAUGUUGUGGGACCCCCCAACUCGGAUGGAUCCAACGACUACGGCAUUUUCCAGAUUAACGACCGCUACUGGUGCCAACCGGCCAGUGGAAAGUACUCCUCCAACGGCUGCAAUAUAAAUUGUAACGAACUUCUGACCGACAAUAUUAGGAAUUCUGUGAGAUGUGCCCAAAAGGUCCAAGGAGAACAGGGCUGGACAGCCUGGGCCACCUGGGAGUACUGCAGCGGGCCGCUGCCAUCGAUUGAUGACUGCUUCAACUGUAACUCAUACGAAAGAGAUCUAUGAGCAAGUGUUUAUUUAUAAACACAAUGGAAACCAAUUCACACUUAAAUAUACUUUUGUUUGAGCAAUUGUAACGAA